Molecule: messenger RNA, 2686 nt
Organism: Entelurus aequoreus (snake pipefish)
Lineage: Eukaryota; Metazoa; Chordata; Actinopteri; Syngnathiformes; Syngnathidae
Gene: mettl25
Product: methyltransferase like 25
Exons: 11
Coding region: 472-2181 (569 amino acids)
Source: RefSeq, a predicted model, not a curated record
AUUUUGUCCUCGGGAACCCAUUUCUUCUUCUUUUUGACGCCGUCGGUUGGUUUUGUUGAAUUCUUCCAGUUGCCUUCUUUCCGUGGGAAAGUAUUUUUCUUCAUUUUCUGAUUUAUCGAAGCCAUUACACUUGAAUAAUAUAAAGUGUUUGCGCGCGUGGUCCGACUGCGUAGUCCUUGGCGGUCGCGGAGUGAUGACGUUUGACGACAGACGUGAGUAACCGAGCUCAGUUUAGCAGAUAUAUAUGGUGUACAUUUCCCUUAUCCGCUUUAAUUUUUAAGUUAAAAUUUCAUUAUUAAAAUAUUAAAUUAGACUGCAAAUAGGACUAACUAACAAAAGCUCAGAAGAGGCCUUCCAGGCGCCUUAAGCAAAAUCGAUUAUAUGUUUUCAACUACUAAUGCCUGGAAAAUAUAGGCAGUUGACUACAGGCUCGAUUCACGUCAGUCUUCCGUACUUUUGCAGUUUUUCAACAUGAUUCCCUUCUCGAUCGACCUCACGGAGGUCCAGAAACGAAUAGAUAAAGUCACUCGGUUUUUAGGUGUAACUCUGAGCAUCGCCAACGCUCACACUGUGGAGUUCUACACACACGACGUGUGGAGCCGUUUUGUGGCCGUGUCAUCCGAGGAGGUUCUGUCUGCCAUUGGCACAAGCGGCCACCAGGGGGAGCCACAAGUCAUAAAAGAAGAGCCAUCCAAGACCACAUUUGGGUUUUGCCACGAUACAAACCGCCUGGUUGAUGUCCAUGAACUUUUGCGAGAAGCAAAGGCCCACUCAAUUCCUGGUCUGGGACUCUGCAUGAGCCGCAAUGAGCUUCUGGAGGUCCUCAGACGAAACAUGUCUGAAUUGGGCGAUACUUCCACGGAUGAGUUGGAGCCUGACGAGUUUAUGAACACAAAGAAAUCCCAUGAGGUCCAAUCCAUGUCGGAGUUGGUGGACUGUUUAGCCAAGUGCUGUGGAGUCAAACAGGUGAUAGACGUGGGUUCAGGGAAGGGCUACCUGAGCUCCUUCCUGUCCCUGCAGCACGGCCUCAGGGUCUUCGGCAUUGACUCGUCCAGCACCAACACGCACGGCGCCCAGGAGAGAAACCGGAAGUUGAAGAAGUUCUCCAAAGUCUACCACAAACGCAGGAAGGCUAAAAGGGAAGAAGAAGAAGAAGAGGGGCAUCAGGAAGAGGUUGCAGAGCUGAAAACUGGAGAUGAAGGUGGGCCACGGGAGGUGCUGCAGAUACCAGACUCUGCAGAGGACACGGAGGAGCUCUUCCUCAGCGCCUUGUCAUUGGACGUGAUGCAGCCUGGGAGGACGUCUCCUCGGUCGCUGACUGAUGAGGAGAGGGAGAGGAGGAAGAAGGAGAACCUGGAGAGGAAAGCCCAGAACAGGAGCAGCAGCACAGACGCCGUCUUCUCACCGCUCACGUCAUACGUUACCGCGGAAACGGAGCUUAGGGAACUCAUCGAUGACCUGGAGGAUGCGGUCUUGGUGGGCCUGCACACGUGUGGCGACCUGGCUCCCAGCACCCUCAGGAUGUUUGUGGCGAAAGCGGAGCUGCUGGCCGUCUGCAGCGUGGGAUGCUGCUACCAUCAGCUCUCUGAGGAGUUUCAACCUGACCUGCAGGAUUGUUUAGGUUCCGUGUUCGGUUUCCCCCUGAGUCAGCACCUCCGCCGCCACUCGUGGUUCUGCGGCAGAAACGCCCGCAUGUCGGCAUGCUUGGCGCUGGAGAGAGUUGCAGUGGGCCAGGGGAUCCAAAUGGAGUCUCUGUUCUACCGGGCUGUCCUGCAUGUUAUCCUCAGGGAUCACUACCACACCCAUAAAAGUGACAAGCGAGUGGGGAAUGUCUACUCCAAGGCUAAAUCCUUUGAGGAUUACAUUCGGCGGGCUCUUCGCAAACUGGACCUGGACGAUUCGCAACUUUCUGACGGGGACAUCCGACGGUACCACGAUGCCUUCAGCCCGCGCCGGUCAGAAAUGCAUGCCUUUAAUCUGUUGAAGGUGACUCUUGCGCCCUGCAUUGAAGGCCUCAUUCUCUUGGAUCGCCUCUGCUUCCUUAAAGAACAGGAAGAUGGAUCUUUCGCUGCUUUGGUGCAACUUUUCGACCCGCUUCUGUCACCAAGAUGUUACGCUAUCGUAGGACUGAAGGACGAAAGGAACAGGAAGUCACCAAAAUGCGAUGGCAUUAAUUCCUAGGAUUUGCUUUACAUUAUUUAAAAAAUGAAUUGGACUUUUAAAAAAUGAAUUGGACUUUUACUAAUGAGAUUCUCAGAUGAAUUAUAACAAUAAGGUCGUACUGUCAAACAAACUUGGUGGCAACUUUUUCCCCCACUUGUGAUGCCAAGGUACUACAUUACUGUUGGACUGAUGGACCAUACAAACAGUCACCAAAAGGUGUUGCUAGUCAUUCCUAAGAUCUGUUUUCCGGGGCUUUUUAAAAGUAAAGUGAGGUUUUACUGAUGAGCGUCUCAGAUGGAUCAUCUCGAUUAAGUCGUACAAACAAAAACUAAUUAUUAGUUGGCGGUGCAUUAAAAUUAGAUUUAAACAAAAAACAUGUUGCAGAAAUCCCAAUCAUAGACACUCAGUUCUAUAAAUCCACAAUUUCCAGUAAAUAUUUGGACUAAUUUGUCAAAAGGUGGACUUGGUUCUGUUAGAUCAGUGAACCAUUGUUGGGCUGCAACCAAUAAAUAUGUGUUUCUCA